Molecule: messenger RNA, 5349 nt
Organism: Lotus japonicus
Lineage: Eukaryota; Viridiplantae; Streptophyta; Magnoliopsida; Fabales; Fabaceae
Exons: 2
Coding region: 1-5349 (1782 amino acids)
Biological process (GO): DNA integration
Molecular function (GO): nucleic acid binding
Source: RefSeq, a predicted model, not a curated record
AUGACUAGGGCAAAUCCUGGGUUUUUGCAUCCAUUUAUUUCUGAAAUAGAUCGAGAAUUUCAUAGGUUAAUUAGAGCACGUAGGGCUUUUGUUACUGAUUCUCAUUCAAGUGAUUCUGAUUCUGACCUUGAUUUUGAUUCUGAUUUUGUUGCAGUUUUUGAUAACAUGGCUGAAGAAGGACCGCGAGAAAGAACAUUAAGGGAGCUGGCUGCACCUGAUUUCACCUACGAAAGCUUGUGUAUCCAGUAUCCUGAGGAUGUACCAUGUGUACUCAAAACUGGACUAAUCCAUUUAUUGCCUAAGUUUGGUGGUCUUGCAGGUGAAGAUCCUCAUAUGCAUAUCAAGGAGUUUCGUACUGUCAUAUCCACCAUGAAGCCUCCUGAAGUUGACAAAGAUCAUAUCUGUUUGAAGGCUUUUCCUCAUUCCCUUCAGGGAACUGCAAAGACUUGGUUGUAUAACCUGCCUCCUUCAUCCAUUGCAAGCUGGGACGACCUGAAAAGAAAGUUUCUUGAGAAGUUCUUCCCUGCCUCUAGGACAACUUCAAUCAGAAAAGACAUCUCAGGAAUCAGGCAGCUACAUGGAGAGACUCUACAUGAAUACUGGGAAAGAUUCAAGACACUAUGUGUGAGCUGCCCCCAUCACCAGAUUUCCGAGCAGCUCCUAGUUCAGUAUUUUUAUGAGGGUUUGCUCAACAUGGAGAGACAUCUCAUUGAUGCUGCUUGUGGAGGUGCAUUGAAUGACAUGACUCCUACUGAAGCCAGGCAGUUGUUUGAGAAGAUGGCUGCUAAUUCUCAGCAGUUUCACACAAGGAGUAAUGAUGAUGUUAAAACUGUUAAUGAGAUUGGGACAGAUCCAAGGAUGGACAAGCUUGAGAAGAGGAUGGAAACCAUUGCCAGCUUGGUUACUCAAUUGGCCAUGAACCAGAAUAAACCUUCACAACAGGAAAAGGUUUGUGGCAUUUGCACUAAAGACCAUAAUACUGAUGUUUGUCCUUCUCUGCAGGAACCUACAGAUGAGAAUCCUGAAGCAUAUGCUGCCAACAUUUUCAAUAAUCGACCUCAGCAAAAUUAUGAUCUGUCAUCUAACAGAUAUAAUCCUGGCUGGAGAAAUCAUCCAAAUCUUAGAUGGCAAUCUAAAGAAUCUUCAUUGGAGGAUAUGUUGAAGCAGAUGACAGCCCAAAACAUGCAGUUCCAACAAGACACCAGAUCCUCUAUUCAGAAUCUGACCACCCAGAUAGGACAGAUGGCUACUUCAAUAAACCAGCUCCAGUCCCAGAAUUCUGAUAAGCUGCCCUCUCAGACGGUUGUCGAUCCAAGAAAUGUGAGUGCCAUCACCUUACGGUCGGGGAAGCAAAUUGAUGCAAAUCAUGGACCCGAGCCAGAGCCUGAGCCUGAAAAGGAGACAGAGACCACUGCCACAAGAACCUUCCAAGUACAACCACCUUCCAUUCCUCUUCCAUUCCCUCUGAAAGCUAUGCCAAGCAAGAAGAAGGAAGAGUUAGAUAAGGGAAUCUUGGAGAUAUUCAAGAAAGUGGAGGUGAACAUACCUCUACUUGAUGCACUCAAGCAAAUUCCAAGAUAUGCAAAGUUUCUGAAAGAAUUAUGCACUCAGAAAAGGAAGUUGAAGGGAAAUGAAAGAGUUCGCAUGGGGAGAAACGUUUCUGCAAUCAUAGGUAAAGCUGGUAAACCUGCUCCUGUUUCUGAUGUUCCUGAAAAAUGUGAGGAUUCAGGUACGUUUUCUGUUCCUUGCGUCAUAGGUGAUACUAAAAUUGAAAAUGCCAUGCUAGAUCUAGGAGCUUCAAUUAAUGUGAUGCCUAUGUCUAUUUUUAAAUCCCUUUCACUUGGACCUUUGAAACCUACGGGUGUUGUCAUCCAAUUAGCAAAUAGGAGCACGGCACACCCUGCUGGAUGGGUAGAGGAUGUUUUGGUUAGGGUUGGUGAACUUGUUUUCCCUGCUGAUUUUUAUGUGCUUGAAAUGGAAAAAGGAUCUUCCCGUAAUACAGUUCCUAUCAUUUUGGGGAGACCGUUUUUAAAGACAGCCCGAACCAAGAUAGAUGUUUAUGCUGGUACACUGACUAUGGAAUUCGGUGAUAUUGUGGUUAGGAUAAACAUUUUUGAUGCUAUGAAACAUCCACCUGAAGAUUAUUCUGUGUUUCAUAUUGAUUUGCUUGAUGAACUGCUUGAUGAUAUGCUUGAUGAACAUGAAUCUGAUUUCCUACAUGAUUCUGAUUUUCCUUCACUAACUGGGUCAUACACUUGUCAUACAUGUACUGCUACUGAAAUGUGUGAUUCUUGCAUUGAUCAAUUUUUGGACACUGUUGUUGUUGACUCAGAUGUUAAGAAAUCUGAUUUCACUAACCCAGUUGUUGAAGUGCAGGCUGCAGAAACUGUAUCUGCUAGUUUGGUUCCAUCUGUUUUGCAGGCACCCGUAUUGGAGCUUAAGCCCUUACUAGAUAACCUCAAGUAUGCUUACUUGGAGGAUGAUAAGAAGCUCCCUGUCAUUGUUUCCUCAACCCUUCAUGAAAAUCAAGAGGAAAAGUUGCUGCAAGUACUAAAGAAGCACAAGAAAGCCAUUGGUUGGACCUUAGCUGACAUUCCUGGUAUUAGUCCAUCCAUGUGCAUGCAUAGAAUACUCUUGGAAGAAGGAGCGAAGCCAGUAAGACAACCACAAAGGAGACUCAACCUAGUGAUACUUGAUGUUGUGAAGAAGGAGAUCACCAAGCUGCUACAAGCUGGAAUUAUAUAUCCGAUCUCUGACAGCCCUUGGGUGAGCCCAGUUCAAGUGGUCCCUAAGAAGACAGGACUUACCGUAGUGAAGAAUGAGAGGAACGAGCUUAUCCCUACUCGAGUGCAAAACAGUUGGAGAGUCUGCAUUGAUUAUAGGAGGCUCAAUCAAGCAACCAGAAAGGAUCACUUUCCUUUACCCUUCAUUGAUCAAAUGCUUGAGCGCUUAGCAGGUAAAAGUCACUACUGUUUUCUUGAUGGUUUUUCUGGGUACUUUCAAAUUCACAUUGCUCCUGAGGACCAAGAAAAGACCACAUUCACUUGUCCCUUUGGCACUUUUGCCUAUAGGAGGAUGCCCUUUGGUCUAUGCAAUGCCCCUGGUACAUUCCAGCGGUGCAUGGUAAGUAUUUUCAGUGAUUUCUUAGAGAGUUGUAUCGAGGUCUUUAUGGAUGAUUUCACUGUUUACGGAUCUUCAUUUGAUACAUGUUUAGAUAAUCUGGAUAAAGUUUUGCAUAGGUGCAUUGAAACUAACCUUGUUUUGAAUUAUGAGAAGUGUCAUUUUAUGGUAGAGCAAGGCAUAGUACUAGGUCAUGUGAUUUCUAACAAAGGUAUAGAGGUGGAUCCUGCCAAGAUAGAUGUUAUUUCACAUUUUCCUUACCCCUCUUGCGUGCGAGAGGUGCGUUCUUUUCUUGGCCAUGCAGGUUUUUAUCGCAGGUUCAUUCAGGAUUUCAGCAAGAAAGCCCUUCCUCUUUCUAACUUGCUGCAGAAGGAAGUGGCGUUUGAUUUUGAUGAGAAAUGCAGAGAGGCGUUCGAUUGCCUCAAGAAAGCCUUGACCACCACUCCUAUCAUUCAGGCACCGGAUUGGACAGCCCCUUUUGAGCUUAUGUGUGAUGCCUCUAAUUACGCAUUGGGUGCUGUCCUUGCUCAAAAAGUAGAUAAGUUGCCUAGGGUAAUAUAUUAUGCAUCUAGGACUUUAGAUUCUGCACAAGCGAAUUACACAACCACUGAAAAAGAACUUCUAGCUAUUGUGUUUGCUCUAGAUAAAUUUAGAUCAUAUUUGCUAGGUUCUAGAAUUAUUGUGUAUACUGACCAUGCAGCUCUAAAGUUCCUGUUGAAGAAGGCUGAAUCAAAACCUAGGUUGAUCCGAUGGAUGCUCUUGCUCCAAGAGUUUGACUUGGAGAUUAGAGAUAGAAGUGGAGCACAGAAUUUGGUGGCCGAUCACUUGAGUCGGAUAGAGAGGGAUGCUGACACUCUUCCCAUUAGAGAUGACUUUCCGGAUGAACGGCUCUUUAAUAUUUCAGUUUCUUUUCCAGCACCCUGGUUUGCUAAUAUUGUUAAUUAUUUAGUCGCUUCUGUGUUCCCUCCAUUUGCUUCUCGAGCUCAGAUUGCUAAGCUCAAGAGUGAUGCUAAAUACUAUUGUUGGGAUGACCCCUAUUUGUGGAAGUUUUGUACUGACCAGGUUAUUAGGAGGUGCAUUCCAGAUCAUGAGAUUGAGUCAGUCCUUCAGUUUUGCCAUGCUUCUGCAGUGGGUGGUCACUUUGGACCCCAAAGGACAGCACGCAAGGUGCUUGACUCUGGAUUUUACUGGCCCACCAUCUUCAAAGAUGCGGCAAGGAUUUGCAGCACCUGUGAGCCAUGUCAGAGAGCAGGCGGUACCAUUUCUUGGAGGAAAGAGAUGCCUCAACAGCCCAUGCUGUUUUGUGAGGUCUUUGAUGUAUGGGGUAUCGAUUUUAUGGGUCCUUUUCCUGUUUCUUUUGGUUUCUAUUAUAUUUUGCUUGUUGUUGAUUAUGUUUCUAAAUGGGUGGAAGCUAAGGCCACCCGGACUAAUGAUUCUCGAGUUGUUGUGGAUUUUGUUAGGUCUAACAUCUUUUGCAGGUUUGGCAUUCCUAGAGCAAUCAUUAGUGACCAAGGCACCCACUUCUGCAAUAGGUCCAUGCAAGCUCUUCUCAAGAAAUAUGGGGUUGUUCAUAGAAUUUCCACACCAUACCAUCCUCAAACAAAUGGGCAAGCUGAGAAUUCCAACAGAGAGAUAAAGAGGAUCUUGGAGAAGACUGUCCAGCCUAACAGGAAGGAUUGGAGCAAUAGACUUGAGGAUGCUCUUUGGGCCCAUCGUACUGCUUACAAAGCACCCAUCGGAAUGUCUCCUUAUCGCGUUGUUUUUGGUAAGGCAUGUCAUCUCCCUGUUGAGAUAGAGCAUCGUGCUUAUUGGGCUGUGAAGACUUGCAACUUGGCUCUUGAUCAAGCUGGUGGCGAAAGAAAGCUUCAAUUGAGUGAGUUAGAUGAGAUCCGCUUGGAAGCCUAUGAGAACUCUAAGUUCUACAAAGAGAAGACCAAAAUAUUCCAUGAUAGCUUGAUUUCCAGAAAAGACUUUUUGGUUGGACAACAAGUGUUGUUGUAUAACUCUAGGCUUGGCCUAAUGAGCGGUAAGCUUCGUUCUAAGUGGAUUGGUCCUUUUGUUGUUACUAAUGUGUUUCCUUAUGGUACUGUAGAGAUCAAAAGUGAAUCCACAGAUAAGAGCUUCAAAGUUAAUGGUCAUCGCCUCAAGCAUUUCCUCACUAAUCCUUCUCUUGUGGAUGCUACCAUGGACGAUGUUUCCUUGGUUGCUUCCACCCUCCGCCCGCCAUGA